This is a messenger RNA of Coccomyxa subellipsoidea C-169, 582 nucleotides long. Its product is annotated as NAD(P)-binding protein. The transcript is spliced from 4 exons. The coding region runs from base 1 to 582 and encodes 193 amino acids. Lineage: Eukaryota; Viridiplantae; Chlorophyta; Trebouxiophyceae; Coccomyxaceae. The record is from RefSeq and is a predicted model, not a curated record.
AUGGCGUUGUCAAAAACGGCCGUUGUGGUCGGAGUUGGGCCAGGCAAGACACAGGACGUGAUCGCAGCGCAUGCAAGAGUUUCUGAAGCAUUCGGCAAUCCAGAGGUGCUCGUCUACAACGCUGGCCCUGGAAUGACCUGGCCACCCCCUGCCGCUCUCGACAUUGACCCAGACACCUUCAGCCGCAGCUUUGAUGCUGGCGUCACUGGCGCUCUUGUGUGGGCGCAGCAGGUGCUGCCGGCCAUGCUGCAGGCCGGGAAGGGCACAAUCAUCUUCACAGGCGCAACUGCGUCGAUCCGGGGCGGCGCAAAAUUCGCAUUGCUGGCAUGCCCCAAAUUUGCCCUGCGCUCUCUCGCUCAGUCCCUGGCCAGAGAGUUCCAGCCGCAGGGGGUGCAUGUGUCGCACGCCGUCAUAGACGGGGUGAUUGACUCACCCCGGCUGCGCAGCAUGCUACCAGAUCGGGACCCAAAAAAUUUCUUGAGUCCGGACGCAAUUGCAGACGCGUAUUGGCACCUGCAUGCUCAGGACAGCACGGCAUGGACGCAUGAGAUCGACCUCAGGCCGGCGUCCGAGAAGUUUUGA